Notodromas monacha is the source of this 4676-nucleotide messenger RNA. The record is from the annotation of a GenBank genome assembly. NCBI's taxonomy places the organism in Eukaryota, Metazoa, Arthropoda, Ostracoda, Podocopida, Cyprididae.
GAUCAUUAGUGUCGUGUGAACAUUUUUAAACUCGUAAGAUCUCAGUGAACCUUCAACGGUUUUAUGAAAUUUCUUUCGAACUGCCUCUGUGAAGUUCUGCAAUUCUUUGUGACCUGACGCUUACUUAUCCAUUCUUCUGUUCGAAUGCUAGAUACGCUUGUAUGAUCGUGAAUCAUGGCGCGUAAUUAUCAACGUCCGGAGAAUGCUCUUCGAAGAGCCGAAGAGUUUCUCGAUGUCGACAAGCCAAGCCGGGCUCUGGAUGCUCUAUACGAUUUCAUCAAGAGCAAGCGUUUGCGCGCAUCCAACUUGAGCGAGAAGGUGUUAGAACCCAUCAUGCUGAAGUAUUUGACGCUAUGCGUCGACUUGAAGCGUUCGCAUAUUGCAAAAGAAGGUCUAUAUCAAUACCGAAACAUAUGUCAAUCCGUCAAUGUUGCAUCGUUGGAGAAAGUUGUUCGGGAAUACCUGUCCAUGGCGGAGAAGAAAACCGAAACUGCACGGGAAGCGAGUCAUCAAGCCGUGAUCGACAUCGACGAUUUGGAUAACGUAAUUUCUCCAGAGAGCCUGUUGCUCAGUGCUGUUAGCGGGGAAGAUGUGCAAGAUCGAACGGACCGCGCGAUCUUGACACCAUGGGUACGUUUCCUUUGGGAAUCUUACCGACAGUGCUUGGAACUUCUACGCAUAAAUCCUCGUCUGGAGCGUCUUUACCAUGAUAUUGCUCAAAUGGCGUUCAAGUUCUGUUUGAAGUACGGUCGUAAGACCGAGUUUCGCAAGCUUUGCGACUCUCUGCGCACCCACAUGGCGACAAUCGUUAAACAACAAGCUGCCGGAAUCGCUACUAUUCAUCUCACCAACGCGGAAACGCUGAGCAUGAACUCUGAAACGAGGUUAGCUCAACUGGAUGCUGCGAUCCAAAUGGAAUUGUGGCAAGAAGCGUACAAAGCAAUUGAAGACAUCAAUGGGCUUAUGACUUUGAGCAAGCGUAUGCCACAGCCCAGGAUGAUGGCAAACUAUUAUCAAAAGUUGUCAUUGAUCUUCUGGAAAGGCGGGAAUUUGUUGUUCCACGCUGCGACUUUGUUCCGAUUGUUCCACUUGUCCCGGGAGCUGAAAAAGAACAUUUCUCCGACGGAACUUUCGAAAAUGGCUGGUCAAGUUGUCAUGGCCACCCUAGGUGUCCCUCUUCCGUCGUUGCAUCCGGAAUUUGACCGUUUCAUCGAAUCUGAGAAGAAUUCCGUCGAGAAGAUCCAGCGUUUGGCCGCCUUGCUCAACAUGCCUUCCCCUCCGACUCGUCAGGGUUUGGUUCGAGACCUGGUUCGACUGCAAGUGUUGCCUGUGGCACCUGGUCCAUUGCAAAGGCUCUAUUCCAUUUUGGAGGCGGAUUUUAAUCCCCUGACGAUGUGUCGGGAUGUGCAGAAAAUUUUGCUGGGAAUGUCCGAGUCGGAAGACUACAAGCAUCUUGGACAGUAUUCUAAUGCUGUGGAGGACAUGGCGUUGGUUCGUCUUGUCAAACAAGUAGCUCAGGUCUAUCAGACAGUUGAAUUCGACCGCUUGCUGUCCUUGUCAGCGUUCGCAACACCUUUCCGUUUGCAACGCGUGAUCGUCGACCUGGUUCGCCACAACGACAUGCAAGUCCGCAUCGACCACAAGGAUAAAUGCAUUCACUUCGGCGCCGGAAUGACGGAGCGUGCGGAAAGUGAAAUGAGAGAAGGCGGCGUUGUGUUGCAGCCUAUGCCGUCAGAUCAAAUCCGCUUCCAACUCAUUGAAAUGGCCAAAGCUUUGGAAGAAGCCUAUGAAAUGAUUGAGCCUGAAGCCAUUAAGCUUGAACGACUCGAACUCAAGAGGGCUAUCCACAAAACCUACCAUAAUUUCAAGGUGGAGGAGCAUCGUAGGACGUUGAGCCGUCAGCAGAUUAUUGAAGACCGCAAGGAAAUGUUGGAGACUCUAACUCAGCAAAGGGUGGAAGAGGAACGACGUGCGAUGGAGGAACAGUUGGAGAGACACAAGCGAGCAGAAGAAGAAAGGCUCAUGCGAGAGAUGAAGGAAAGAGAACAGAGGAGAAUGAAAACUGAGAUGGAGCAGAUCAAGGAAAGGCAGAGGGAAGAACGAGUGAAGCAGUUGACGCAAACUGCGGUUGGCGCCAAAGUUUUGGCUGGGAUGAAUGAGAAGGAACUGGAGUCCAUCGAUACCGACAUGCUGAUGCAGAAACAGGUGGAAGAGCUUGAGAAAGAGCGCCUGGAGCAGCAGUCAAGAAUGAAAGCGCAAAUGAAGAAGUUCGACCAUUUGGAACGUGCGAAACGUCUCGAGGAAAUCCCCGUUUUGCAAGCCUCCUAUGCUCAGCGCAAAGAAGAAGACAAGCUUUUCUGGGAAAAGGAAGAACUGCAGAUGAUCGAGAUCGCCAAGAAGGAACGCGAGCACGCGAUUGAAACUCAAACGCGAUUGUUCAAGAUGCGCGACGACUAUGACGAGUUUAUGGACAUUUUGUGUUCGCAACGCGAUGAAGAUCAUGCUGCCAAAUUGGCCGAGUUCAACGCCGAACUUGACAAGGAGCGGAAAAAGCGUUUGGCGGAACGAAAGGCGCAGCGGAAGGAGAAGCGACGCCUGGAGCACGAGGCGGAAGUGAAGCGGAAGGCGGAAGAGGAGGACCGACGGAAGAAGGAGGAAGAACGUGAGCGAAGAGAGGCGGAACGGGAGAAAUUGGAUGAGAUUUCGAGGAAGCAACGGCAGAGGGAAGCUGAGGCGGAGGAGAAGCAACAGCGGGCCCUGAAAAUGGCGCCGUCUGAGCGAAGGGAUGAACGUAGGGAUGACAAAUUUUCCACCAGUUGGGGGCCGAGCAAAGAAUCCAGGGGUGACAAGGAAUCGCAACCCUGGCGCUCAUCUGCUGCAUCUGGUGGUGCAUUCUCAAGCCGUGGAAGGGAUGUUUUUGCCAAGAGAGAUGAAGGUCCUCCGAGGCGCGAGGAACGUGAAGAAUCGAGACCGGAGAGUUCCGGGAAAUAUAUUCCACCUGUCAGGCGGACGACGGAAGAACGACGUGGAGACGACAGGGACUCACGAGGGCCGCCGAGCCGCGACUUGGGCCGUGGGCCGCCUCGCGAUUUUGGAGGACCUUCUCGAGACAAGGAGAGGUCAGGUCCUGGACCCGAAGGCUCGUGGCGCCGUGGCGGCGACGGAGGAUUGGGACGUGACAGAGACCGUGAUGGCGGUGGAAUAGGUCGUGACAGAGACCGUGAUCGUGAUGGCGGCGGAAUGGGACGUGACCGCGAUGGCGGCGGAAUGGGUCGUGACCGCGAUAGCGGAAUGGGUCGGGACAGAGACAGGGACCGUGACGGCGGCGGCGGCGGAAUGGGAAGGGAUAGAGAUCGUGAUCGCGAUGGCGGCGGAAUGGGACGAGACCGUGACGGCGGCGGUCGUAGACCUGGUCCCUGGCAACGUGAUGGUCCCAGAGACGGCCCUAGAGAUUUCCGUGACGGCGAUGACCGUCGUGGAAACCGCGAUGGUGACGACCGUCGGGUGACAGUUGGAGUUCGAGGCGAACUGAUGACCGUAAGAGUGAAGAUUGGCGUGGACCCCGUUGAAGCCAACUCCUUGAAAAAGAGAUUUUAUGGCGAAGAUGACAAAGUGAUGGAGUCUUCGAGUCUGGAAGGCCUCGUCGCGUUGAUCGGAUCUGAAAUCGGAGUUAUAAAGCGCGUCUCGUUUAAAUCCGACGAAAAUGGAAAAUUGAAUGCAGUAUGUGAAAAUUUGAACAAACCUUCGCCCAGCGACAGGGUCCACCACGAAGUUGUUUCAAUUUCGGACACAGAUUCGGAUUCUUAUGCCAUUGGCAGAAAGAAUGGGUCCGUCAUCACUUACGGCGUAAAACCAUCUGUUCUUCUCCAUGAUGAUGAUGAUGAUGCCAGGGCAUUCAAAGACGUUGAGAAGUCCGCGACUCUAAUUGGCGCCACGUCAUUCAACAACCGGAUUUUUGGUGCGAUGUCGACGGGAAAAGUGUACGAAUUAAACGAACCCACAGAACCUAUGUUCGAAAUAGUGAAAGAUUCCCGAUUGAAAUGCGAGUUGCGCUGUUUACGUCUGGACAAGAAAACUGGUCGGGUCGCCCUCGCGGGUCGCAAGAUCGAGGCGCAAAUUUGGGACCUUGGGUCACCCGAAAAACCCGUGUUUGUGGGCAAGAAGAUCGGCGUGAAGACAUUAUUGGACGUGCCAGUGUCGACGUCGAUUAACGAUGUCGCCUUUUUCCCGUCCGGACCGGAAAUCAUCACCGGAAGCGAUGACGCGGUUCUGAGACUCUAUGACCCGCGGGUUCAGCGGAAAGCCAUUCGCGAAAUGUCGGUGAAUACGAAACAAGUGAAUCGUGAAGAUGACGAAGCUCCAGUGACGAGGGUUCAAGUGGUUGGCAACUCCAUCAUGGCGGCGACUUCGACGGGACGACUUCGAUUGUUUGACAUGCGGAAAAAAUUGGAGUUGGUGUCGAAUUUCAAGAAUAUCGUGGGUUCAGUGCGGGAUUUUGACGUGUUGAGUGACUGUGGUUCCGGUGUAGUGGCCUCGGUGGGACUCGGACGUUGGCUACAUGUGCACGAUUUGAAAAGUGCGAAUUUGUUGCAGAAAAUUUUCUUGAAAACUUGCUUGAACCGUGUUGUGUUGUAUCGCGAGGAUGUGACGAGUUGAUGCAACGAGCGUUGGUUGAA